GUUCAUCUGACAACGACUUCAUCCUAUGCGGCUCCUAGCUGCUCCCGCUGCGUCCUCGACGGUCUGGGUCGCGCCGCGUGCGAUAGACGAGGAGAACGAUCAGGGGACUCGGAUAGACCGGACAGAGGGUGAUCGGUCGUGGUCGUCAGUAUGAUACGCUUCGAGUACACGAUCCUACCGGAGUCCUAAUGAAAGCAUUAGUAUUCCGAAUACUUUCCUAGAGCCCCACCACCUCAACGCUGGACGAUAAACCCGCCGCCUCUCCAGCGGCUCGGUCCUAGUCCGGGUAGCUCUCUAGCUGCACACUGCCUCGAGAACAUUGCUCUCAACAUUACACGAUAUGAACCGGCCUCUUUCCAUGGAGUUGAGGAGCGGUACAUGCGCAUGAUCUGGAACUAUCUGAGGGAGAGGUUCGAAGCGAGCAGGAUGGAGGCAGGGGAACAAGCUGGACAUGAUGGACAGCCUUGGGCUCGGGAAGAUCUGUUUCUAUGGCUACUACAGCUGCAGACGAAGAGCAAGGGCGAAGCAAAAACACUUGGCAGCGAAUCGACCAGCGUCAAACAGAGGCCAAGACACCAUACUCAACUCGUCUCUGCACCCGAACUACUGGCCUACCUACCCACCUCGUCGCCCUUGACCAUCCUGCAAAUACCGCCCACUCCGUCGUUUACUCUCCUCACAUCGCUCUCACUCUCGACCCACCUUUUGAACGACCAGACCAUCCUCUCGCUACGGAACCUGCCGCACCUGUUUUUCCUCUUCCUUACCGCCUGUUCGGGGGUGACCGACGCGGGGAUCAAGUCGUUGGCUAUGAGCCUGGAUUACGAGCAGGCGGUCUUGCAAGUCAAGCCGGGCGAGGCCGAAGGGAAAGGUCGAGGGUGUUGGAGGUUGAGAGGGUUGUGGCUGGAUGGAUGCAAGAGGGUGACGGAUAACGCCAUAAGGGAUCUCGUCAAGUGGCCUCUGCUCAACGUGCUCUCUCUUGCCAACACCGGGAUUAGCACCCAACCGACCUUUCCUCCCAACUCGCACUGGUUCCGAGCGGCCCCAGCAGACAGCGCCUUCCUCAUCCCCCGUAUCGCAUCACCUUAUCAUUACGCCGCAUCCGAUCCUCAGGUCAACAAGAAGUUCCGGGCUUACCAGGCUCGAUGGCCCGCUCAGUUCCGUGGCGACAACGUAGGGACGAUAGAGGUGGUCGGCAUGAGCGAAGAAGAGCUUAGGAGAUUCCGAGGCGAGCGGGAGGUGAAGCGGAAGAUCGAGGCGAUCAAACGGAACACGGGCAAUUCGGCCGAGAACCCGGUGUCGAUCGAGCCGGACGAGAUGGAUCUCGUCACACCGCCGGAUGAGACGACAAAUUCCGCAUGGAGGAUGGAUCGUUCGAUGGCUUUUACGACGGGCUAUGGUAAAAUGCCAUCGUGGAUGGCUGCAGCUGCUCGCAAUCCGAUGGGCACCGGCAGAACGAGAAACGGGGGCUCGAACGCAUCUAAUGACGAGCUCGAUUGGCUCUACCUGAGACCGCCUCCGACGGUGGCUUCGGUACGGCAAGAUCUCCUGGAAAGAGCAGCUCAACGAGCGAGUUCGACGAACCGGCCGGCUCAGACGGCUCAGGUUCGAUCGGUGAAUCACCCGCGUCCGACUUCCUCUUCUUCCUCUUCCUCCUCCCCAUUCGCCCCAUCGAGUCAACGAGAAGAGAUCACCCUUCAGCGGCGGAAGGGUCGGAGUAGACAGCUCGUCUCGGUCCCAUACCAGAUCCCGCAGACUAAACUUCGAGCGAGUCAGCAGGGGCCUGGAGACGGAUGGGACUUGGGUGCGUCACGUUCGACGAUACCGGCUCUGGGAACGGCAAGUCUGUCGGGUUCGAACGUGGGGUCGGCUGCUCCCCCACGGACCAAGGGGUUCUCGAUGUUCAAAAAGGCCAAGCGAUGAGAGUGUCCCGGAUGUCAAGUAUAAUGAUGUAAGACUAAAUACCCACGCAUAUACCCUCUUGUCACUUCCUGGUCAGUCUCAAGGCGAUUCCUAUCGAUUGGAUCA
Filobasidium floriforme is the source of this 2028-nucleotide messenger RNA. RefSeq lists its product as uncharacterized. The transcript has 2 exons. NCBI's taxonomy places the organism in Eukaryota, Fungi, Basidiomycota, Tremellomycetes, Filobasidiales, Filobasidiaceae. Bases 379 to 1923 code for a protein of 514 amino acids. The record is from RefSeq and is a predicted model, not a curated record.